This is a messenger RNA of Schistocerca americana (American grasshopper), 1091 nucleotides long. Its product is annotated as zinc finger and BTB domain-containing protein 47-like. The transcript is spliced from 6 exons. Lineage: Eukaryota; Metazoa; Arthropoda; Insecta; Orthoptera; Acrididae. Bases 147 to 1091 code for a protein of 314 amino acids. The record is from RefSeq and is a predicted model, not a curated record.
CGAGCGCGCGCGGCGGGGCGGACCGGCAGGCGGCCGGCGGCGGCGUGGGCGCCAAGCCACCCCCGGCGCCGUCUCCGUCUGCUGCCGUGCCGGUUGUCGCUGCUGCAGAUAAGCAGUCGAAGCCGUCGACGCCGCAGAUCAACCCUAUGGCAGUGCUGAGCCGAGAGAGGGUGGCGCAGCCGGCGGCCGCGGCUCCUCCCCCGCUGCAGCACGAAGGUGAGGGGGAGGCGGAGGCGGACAACGAAGAGCGGGAGCACGCGCCGGCUGCCGACACCCGGCCGCGACACGAAGAGGGGCCGGCACUGGCAGCGCCGCCGGACGAGGGGACAAACGUGGGGGCGGCGCCCCCGCUGGGGCCGGCGGACCACGCCGUGGGGCCGGCACCGCCCCAGCAGAAGGAUGGGGAGCGGCAGAAGGACGGGGGCGGGGCCCGCGAGCGGGAGGAGGCGGCGGAAGCGGAGGCGGAGGCGGGCCGCCACUACGACGUGCCGCAGGGCGUCGUGCCCGCCCCGCACGGCUACGUCCUGCAGAGGGAGGAGCCGGCAGCGGGUGAGGACGAGAACGACGAGGGUGGCGGGGUGGGCAUACACCCCCUGGCGAGGGCCGGCUACCCCUGGCGGCCGCCCUUCAUGGUGGGCCCGGGCCCGCAGCCCAGGAGACCGCAGGCGCAGGUGCAGGCGCAGCCGGCCCCACGCGGCCUGCGGCCCCGAGACGGGAGGCGCGAGGAAGCGGAGGAGGAGCCGCUGCAGCAGCAGCAGGAGGAGGAGGACGAGGACGCCGGGGGCGGCGGGGGCGGUGACUACCUGCAGGAGCCGGCGCGGGGGGGCCGCGGCCCGCCCCCGGGCGGGAACGUCGACGCCGCCGUGGACGGGCCGCGGGACGACCCCGCCGCCCUGGAGGAGGGGGAGGAGGAAGAAGAUGACGACAUGGACCACAUCGACUACAACGAGGGCGCCCAGCAGCGACAGGGCGCGAGGGGCGGCGCGGGGCGAGCAGUAGCGCAGCCCGCGGGGGCGGCCGUCGCCGGCGUGCGCGAGCCGCCGCUGCCCGUGGGACCCCGCGACUCCGUCAUGGUCAACCCGAAGAAGUAG